UUUUGCAUCACACUAGACAUCCGUGCACCCUCUCACCUCUCCUGCAUGUAAAGCAGAACCCUAAAGGCGGGAAAAUUUCGGAAAAUCUCCGACAGUCCUCAGAAAUUUCUUAAUUCAAACACCAUGAAUGAAAGGAGGCUCUAGGCCCGUCACCCAAGUUUACCCAUUUUCUUUCUCUUAUAGUAGGUAAAUGGAAAGUAAUAAGUCAAUAUAUUGCUAUCUUUAUUUUGGAGGGGAGAUCAUAAAGGCUGACGAUGGGUCCAUCAAUUAUAAAGGUGGAUGUACUAAUGGCAUAUGUAUUAAUCAAGGAAUCUCACAUGCUGAGUUUGUUUCUAAAGCAAGUAAGAAAGUCCAAAUUGACCCAUCUAGUCUGUCAUUUAAGUGCACCUUGAAGUUUGAUAAAUCUUUACUCCAGCCAUUGGAUGACGAUGAUGACAUAUAUAACAUGGUCCUCUUCAAUGACAGUUUCUCAAGAGUCUUAUGUAUUUGAAGCUCAUAACGGAGGAGCAAAGCAAGGAGUAAUAGAUGAACAAAGCACUUCUGUUAAUGUGGAAAACAAUCAUUUUUCAUCACCAUCAUCAUCAUCUCAAGGUGUAAAUGAUGAUAACACCAUUCAGAGACAUGAAGUUGCAUCAAGAUGCAUAGAGUUCGAAGCAAUUCCUCCAGUUUCAAGUACUCUUGGAAAGGCUAUAUCAGGUAGUGGGCAAAUUUUUACAAAUGCUGAUGAAUUCCGGAAUGCACUAUACCUUACCUCCUUAGCUGGACGAUUCAACUACAAGUUCAAGAGGAAUUCUUUAAAGCACAUGACUGCAUGUUGCACAGCUGGUGGAUGUCCUUGGAAGAUAACUGCUCGUGGUGUUGGGGCUACCAAAAUUGUGAGAGUGCACAUAUUUGAAAACAAACAUAAUCACUCUGCACAGGAGGACUCUUCAUUAGUGCCUGCAUUACGACCAAAUAAAGCGGCACUUGUAAUUGAUGAUAUGAUAAGGGCUAACCCUGAUUACCUGCCCCGUCAAAUCUGUGUAGAUUUUGAAAGACAGCAUAGAGUGAAAUUGACCUACAAUCAAGCUUGAAAAUGUAAAGAGAAGGCGAAGGAGAGAAUAUUUGGUCUUCCACACAAUUCAUAUAAGUUGCUGCCCUGGUUAUGUAAGCAGUUAAUGGAAACUAAUUCUGGGACAAUUGCUCAAUGGACUUCCUCAGAGAAGGUAAUUUCAUGCAAUUGUUCAUUGCACAUGGAUUUUCUGUGCAUGGGUUUUUAAUGGGAUGCCGACCUAUCAUAUCCAUUAACUCAUCCAACUUGAGUGGGCCACACAAAGGUGCUUUGUUUUCAGCCUUGGCAUAUGAUGCUGAUGAUGACAUGUUUCCAUUAGCAUAUGCCAUUGUGAGUUUGGAAAAUUAUUAUAACUGGUUUUGGUUCUUACAGAGGCUAAAGCAGUUAGUUGGUGAAAUGGAGGUGGUCAUCAUUUCUGGAAGGCAUCAUGCGAUUAUUCGUAGUGUUGCAGAGGUUUUUGGAGUUGAAAACCAUGCAUAUUGUUAUCGUCAUCUAAAGGAGGACUUUAGCCACCAGUUGAUGAUGGGAAGGGAAGGUAAAGAUAACGCUCUUAAACUACUUGAUGCUGUUGCAUAUGCAAGGUUAGAAAUUGGUUACAACAGUGCAAUGGAGAACUUAAGGAGAUUUGAUGCUAACUUAGCCAAAUGGGUUGAAGAUAACAAUCCUGAACACUGGGCGAUGUCAAAGUUCGCUAAAAAGCGUUGGGACAAAAUGAAUACUAAUAUCUUUGGGUCAUUUAGUGCUUGGGUCAAAGAAGAACAACAUCACACAAUAUUUAGUUUCACUGAGAAGCACAUGGAUAUGCUAGCCUCUUUGUUAGUUGAGCGGAAAACCACAAUGCAGAGUUGGGAAAGAUCCAUUGGCCCAAAAACUGAGGAUAAACUCUUGCAUAACAUUGCCAAAAACGAAACAUUUUCAGAUGGGAAGGCAAAGAUAAGCGUUGACUUGAGGCAGCAUACUUGCACUUGUUUGGCUUGGCAGAUGUCGGGCAUCCCAUGUGAGCAUGCAUGCGCAAUGAUACAGAAGAUGAACCAAGAUGUUUAUGAAUUUGUUGAUGAUUGGUAUCAUUUGUUCAAGCAGGAAAUGGUUUAUUCUGGCACUUUGCAUCCACUUGAGUUUCAGAAUCUGCCAACCGUUCAUUCAGAUGGAAAUGUGCAUGAUCCAAAUGGUUAUGUGCAUGUUUCUCUUGAUCCUCCUGUUACAAAACGUUGUCUUGGAAGACCUCGACGGCAACGAAUCAGGCCAAAUUUAGAGAACAGAUAAUUGUACAUUGCUCUCAUUGCAACGGGGCCAGUCGGAAUUGUGCUACCUGCAAUGAUCCAAAUAUCUGAUCUAAAUCUUUGUAUGAUUUGAUGUCCAGCUAUUGCAGACAUUUGAUCUAACCUUUUUUACAUGUUGUAUUUGGUUUUCCAAAAUUCUAUCUGGUGUUAUUUGUAACUGAGUGUGUUAUGACCUUUUCAUUUUGUUAAGCUGCUCCUGAUUCUUAAUGCUCAAAUUGAUCAAAGAAUUAUGAAAUUGAUCUAUUAGUUGUUCUUCACUAUGUUUGUCAUGGAAGUUUGAACUGGUUUUUAUUACUCUUUCCCCUAGUUUUGUUUGGGCAGAAAUUUUAAUUUUACCAUUCCAUUUUCAGUAGUUACACUCUAAGGUAUGCAUAGUUGUUGAAGCUGGUGUUUGAUUGAAUGAAUUAUUCCAUGUUUGUGACAAUGGUUAGAUUCUUUACACUAACAGCUCCAAAUUUUGUGCCUUAAAAAUUCAUCUUAUGGAAUUCUUUUUACAGUUUCACAUCUUUUCAUAGGCAUGGCCUGGACGAGAGAUUGAGAUGAUGGUGGCUCUUCCUGAGGGAACAGAGACAUGAGUAAUUUUGAAGGCAAGAGAUGCAUCUCCAGGAGCACUUCGGCUCCCAUCCCUGCACCAAAUCUCAGCCCAAGCAAGCUGCCUGGAUGUGGUGGUGAAGUUUAGGUCAAACAAGAUUCCAGUAGUAGCAAUGGCAGACGAGAUUAUCUUGUUGGAUUUCUGGCCUAGCAUGUUUGGUAUGAGGGUCAGAGUUGCCCUGGCAGAGAAGGGCCUCAAGUAUGAAUAUAGACAGGAGGACUUGAGGAACAAGAGCCCUCUGCUGCUUGAGAUGAACCCAGUUCAUAAGAAAAUCCCGGUUCUGAUCCACAAUGGAAAGCCCAUUUGUGAGUCUCUGAUAAUAGUUCAGUAUAUUGAUGAGGUUUGGAAGGAUAAAUCUCCAUUGUUGCCUAGUGACCCAUACCAGAGAGCUCAGGCCAGGUUCUGGGCGGACUACGUAGACAAGAAGCUCUAUGAACUUGGAGGGAAGAUAUGGUCAACCAAAGGAGAAGAGCAGGAAACAGGCAAGAAGGAAUUCACAGAGUGCCUCAAGCUUUUGGAAGGAGAGCUUGGAGAGAAGCCAUACUUCGGCGGUGAAAAAAUUGGGUUUGUGGAUGUGGCUCUGGUGACCUUCUCUUGCUGGUUUUAUGCAUACGAGACCUUUGGCAACUUCAGCAUAGAGGCGGAGUGCCCCAAGUUGGUAGCUUGGACCAAGAGGUGCAUGGAAAAGGAGAGCGUGUCGUCUUCUCUUGAAGACCCGCACAAGGUCCAUGGAUAUGUUGUGGGGAGAAGAAAGAAGCUUGGUAUAGAGUAAAAGGGAAACAUCAUGGGCUAUUGAGUAGUGUUGUUUAGUUAAUAUUAGAUGAUAUAUAUGAGUGUUUGGCUGUUUGCUUAAGUUUUUUCUUUGAAAUUGUAUCGUUAAUCUUUCCGGUUGAAAUCCCUUUCUGAGGGUUGGUGGGUUUGCUGAGCUGUGUUCUUGUAUUAAAGAAAUAAAAGAGUUUUUAACUACCA
Vitis vinifera (wine grape) is the source of this 3892-nucleotide messenger RNA. RefSeq names its product probable glutathione S-transferase parC. NCBI's taxonomy places the organism in Eukaryota, Viridiplantae, Streptophyta, Magnoliopsida, Vitales, Vitaceae. Gene Ontology annotation, cellular component: cytoplasm. The record is from RefSeq and is a predicted model, not a curated record. The coding region runs from base 3036 to 3695 and encodes 219 amino acids. The transcript is spliced from 6 exons. Gene Ontology annotation, biological process: glutathione metabolic process. Gene Ontology annotation, molecular function: zinc ion binding; glutathione transferase activity.